Messenger RNA from Tilletiopsis washingtonensis, 1962 nucleotides. RefSeq lists its product as hypothetical. The transcript has 2 exons. Lineage: Eukaryota; Fungi; Basidiomycota; Exobasidiomycetes; Entylomatales. The coding region runs from base 1 to 1962 and encodes 653 amino acids. The record is from RefSeq and is a predicted model, not a curated record.
AUGGCGGGAGAGGGUGACGCUUGGCGUGCUGGUCCAUCUCGCACUGGAGCACGAUCAGAGUUGGCUCUCCUUCAUGACCGUGUAGCACCACCUUGCGGCCCUUGUCUGACCCCUCUGCUGCCAGCGACCGCGGCCGUCGACAAGUGCGCGUCCGGCGGCCUGUACAAGGCGCCGCUCGCCGGCGCGCGCAUCACCGCCAUCAACUCGACGACGUUCGAGUGGGACAACUCGUGCCUGCCGGGCGUCGACAAGAUCGACAUCUACAUGUACGCGCCCUACUCCGAGUCGUCCAACCUGCCCAUCCACGCCUUCGUCGGCAUCCCCGCCUCGCGCGGCUCGUACGACGUGUCGCUGGAGCCGCGCUGGUGGAACUCGACGGAGAACGUCAACCUCUCGCUCAACAUCGUCAGCUCGGGCAACGAGCCGUGGGACAGCAAGAACCCCACGGGCCCCAUCUGGUCGUCGCAGUACAUCAAGCCCGCCGACGGCUCGACGCCCAAGGAGGCGCAGCUCGGCGGCCCGACGUCGCUCAAGAGCGAGCUGAUCAGCGUCUUCUACGCCGAGGGCAGCCUGACCAAGAGCGGUCUCACGGCGGCCAUCGUCUGCCCCAUCAUCCUGCUGCUCUGCGGUCUGGCCGUGUGGAUCCGCAAGCUGCACAUCAACCGCAACAACAAGCACGCCGACUGGGCCGAGCACAUGGACAAGCGCAUGUCGCGCGUCUCGCUCGACUGGACCAGCGGCGGCGACGGCCGCGCCGGCCCCACGCCCGGCUCGCGUCCGGCGUCGUUCAUGCGUCCGCAGAGCACCUUCACGCGCCCCUCGCUGGCCGGCGGCCGCCCGUCGCUCGGCGGCGCCGACUACCACGGCGACAACAUGGCCGGCCGUGGUGCCGGCGUGUACGGCGGCAUGGAGGAGCCCGAGAUGGCCGAGGUCAACCCGGCCGACUUCCGUCGUCCCUCGCCGCUCGGCGGUGCCGCUCGCGAGAACCGCGACAGCCGCACGCAGAGCCGCAUCUCGUUUGCCCAGUCGACGGCGGGCGACCGUGUGUCGAAGAUCUCCUACGGUCCCUCGUCGGAGGGCCACUCUGCGGUGCGCAACGGCGGCCACCGUCCCUCGGGCUCGAUUCCUCGCGUCGGCGGCUCGCGCCGCUCCAACUACGACAGCUACUACGACCCCGACGCGCCGGAGCUGCCCAAGCUCAGCAACUCCAAGUGGCAGCAGCAGCACGGCCGCAACUCGCCCUACGCCCAGGGUGCGACUGAGGACGCCGUCGAGGACAUCGACGACUCGGCCGACCUGACGGCCAUGAGCCCGACGCAGAACCAGGGCCCGCAGCCCAUCGGCAACGUCGACGUGCACUCGAUGCGCGAGUCCAUCGACGCCCAGCGCGCCCUUGGCUCUGGCUCGCCGACUCGCCCGCGCGUCCUGACGCCCAACGGCGACGAUGAUGCGGACCGCGACUUCCGCAACUCGGUGCUCAAGUACCCCGCCCUCUCCAUGGUCACCGGUGGUGUCGGCCGCGAGGAGUCGGACGGCACGGACAUGUUUGCCGCCUUGAACGCCGGUCGCCCGAUCAGCGGUCUCUCCGACGGCGGCGACUCGGCCUACGCGCCCGAGCAGGGCCGCAGCGCAGAGUACAUCGACCAUGCCCACUACGCCACCACUGCCGGCGCGCACGCCAUUGCGCCGGAGCACCCCGCUCGUCGUGCCGCCGCCGCCGUCAACUCCAACACUGGCAUGGCUCCCGCUCGCAACGUCACCUCGCCGGACGACGCGCUGCGCCAGUACGCCGCGCUGCGCGCCGCUCCCUCCACGGGCGGCAACGGCGGCAUGCGCACGCUGUACACGCCUGAUCCGGCGCCCAACUUUGCCCACCGCGGCAGCGCCCACACGGCCGGCUCGAGCAUCAACGAGGACGACGUCGUCGGCUACAACGACAUGGAGACGUUCAACAAGCACUGA